Atta colombica is the source of this 1434-nucleotide messenger RNA. RefSeq lists its product as uncharacterized. Lineage: Eukaryota; Metazoa; Arthropoda; Insecta; Hymenoptera; Formicidae. Bases 1 to 972 code for a protein of 323 amino acids. The record is from RefSeq and is a predicted model, not a curated record. The transcript is spliced from 4 exons.
AUGAAGUACUCGAGAGUGCAGACGAGGAAGAAGUGGGACGCCACUUCGCUCGACGACGAAUCGUGCUCCAGGUGCGGCAAGUGUCUGACUAAAAUGCAGCUCGUACUACUGUCCGCACUAUUCUGCUCUUCUCUGACGACAGGUGCCGGGCUAGAGAUACGAAAGCUGGACGUACCCAGUAUCGCCGAUCCAAGGUGGGAGACGGUAUUACUCAAAUGUGAGUAUGAUCUCGGUGGCAAAGAGCUGUAUUCGGUAACGUGGAACAAAGACGGCCAAGAGAUCUUCAGAUUCAUGCCGGGAUCAGCAACGCCUAAGCGACCUCAAAAUAUCAGCGGAUUAUAUAUUGACCUCAAUCGAAGUGACCACAAACAAGUGACACUUUUGGGCCCAUCCAUUGGUAAAGGUAAAGUCGACUUGGCGGGGUCUUAUGGCUGCGAGGUGUCAUCCGAAGCGCCGAGUUUUGAGACAGAUUACAGAGAGGCAAACAUGAGCGUGGCCGUACCUCCUCAAAGUUCUCCGAUACUCGAGGGAAUGCGACCUUCUUAUGAAAUCGGCGAGAUCCUCCAAGCGGAGUGCACGUCAGGGUUAAGUUACCCCCCGGCAAUUUUAACGUUCAUCUUGAACGGUAAAGAGGUAAACAGAGCCUUAACUAAAGACUUGCGAGGAAUUGGCAACAUAGACGGAAAGCUGGUCUCUACGACGCGGUUGGGUCUAACAAUGCGCUUGGAACGGCAUCAUUUUUCUGGUGGCAGUUUGAUUCUGAUUUGCCAAUCGACACUACCAGGAAUCGCUAAUGACCAGCCUCUCAAAACCAUCGAUAUUGCCACUCUCGCCGCCAGCAACCAACGUCUUGCCCAAGAACCCCCUAAAUCAGGCUCAAGGUCGAACAUCGAGCUCUACCCGAUUCUGAUUUGCUGGACAAUUACCGUGAUUCACGUGAUUCGUUACAGUCUCAGAUUUCUGCGCGGUUAAUGUCGGCCUGAUAUUUCAAUCCAUGGCAUCGCGCGAUAUCGUUUCAAGUGCUAAUUAUUAGUGCUAAUUAGUGUAUACAUCUCUACGCAUUCUUGCGAUCAGGAAAAACGUCGCGCAUCGUCAUCGGCUUCUCUCUACAUCUACAUGUCAAUCGAGAGCGAUGCAUACUUUAAUGCGUCCCGAAUUUUUGUGCAAUCCAUACACGUUUGCUCGCAUGUGUACACAAUGUUUAGAGCACCCCGUAUAUCAUAUAUAAGUCGGAGAUAGCAAUACAACUUUGCGUAAAAUAGGUCGCAGCAGUGGGCGCAUAAUGAUUGUACAUAGUGUAUACAUUGUGAAUUAGCAUUACAAUAAAUUGUCGUGUAUAAUUAAUCGGACGGAAGGACUCUGCGGGGAUGAUGAAGGGAACACGAUGAAAGUAACAUGGAAAUAUAUUGGAAGUCACGGAGACGCGCGCGACCU